This is a messenger RNA of Blastomyces gilchristii SLH14081, 2790 nucleotides long. RefSeq names its product dolichol-phosphate mannosyltransferase. Lineage: Eukaryota; Fungi; Ascomycota; Eurotiomycetes; Onygenales; Ajellomycetaceae. Gene Ontology annotation, cellular component: endoplasmic reticulum membrane. Gene Ontology annotation, biological process: protein O-linked glycosylation via mannose; GPI anchor biosynthetic process. Gene Ontology annotation, molecular function: dolichyl-phosphate beta-D-mannosyltransferase activity. The record is from RefSeq and is a predicted model, not a curated record. The transcript is spliced from 2 exons. Bases 136 to 978 code for a protein of 280 amino acids.
CGGAAACAUGGCAACAUGCAACCUCAGCAUCAUCGAUGUCAUCUCUACCACCUAUCACAAGCUCGCCAUCAAUUGCUCUCGCUCACUUUCUAACUGUAUCUCUUGCUCUCUACCCAUUAAACAGCAGAGCUCCGCAUGCCCACCCGUGGUCCUCGAUACCGUCCAACCCUCCAAGUCGUGGACCAGAAUUCCGUCUCCCAAUUCUACGAAUCCCCCUGUUUCACUCGCCAUAGCACCACCAUGUCUUCACAGAACACCAAAUACUCUGUCAUUCUCCCUACCUACAACGAGCGCAGGAACCUACCCAUAAUCUGCUGGCUAAUUGAGAAAACUUUCAGAGAGAUUAACCUAGAUUGGGAGGUAAUCAUAGUUGAUGAUGGAUCUCCGGAUGGAACAUUAGAGGUCGCAAAACAGCUCCAAACGCUCUGGGGCCCGGAGCAUAUCGUCCUGAGGCCUCGUGAAGGGAAGCUAGGUCUUGGAACUGCUUAUGUCCAUGGAUUGAAAUCAGCCACUGGCAACUUCGUCAUCAUCAUGGACGCCGAUUUCAGCCACCACCCUAAAUUUAUUCCUGAAAUGAUCAAAAUUCAGAAGGAAACAAACUGCGACAUUGUUACCGGGACCAGAUAUGCGUCUCGUGGGGAUCUGCGUGGCGGAGUCUAUGGCUGGGAUCUGGUCCGCAAGCUCACCUCCAGAGGGGCAAACUUGAUUGCGGACGUGAUGUUGAUGCCCGGAGUCAGCGAUCUGACGGGAAGUUUCCGGUUAUAUAGAAAACCCGUUCUCGAGAAGGUUAUUAAGAGCACGGAGAGCAAAGGAUAUACCUUUCAAAUGGAAAUGAUGGUUCGUGCCAAGGCCAUGGGAUUCAAGGUUGAGGAAUGUCCGAUUACGUUUGUUGAUCGUCUUUAUGGUGAGAGCAAACUUGGUGGUGACGAGAUCGUAGAGUACUUAAAAGGGGUCUUCUCGCUUUGGCUGAAAGUUUAGUCAAUUCCUUUUGUUUGGCCCCUUUCCUUCUUUUCUCCUCGUAUCUGUUUACUUCAGGGUCGGGGCAACUAUGUCUUUUUGCAUCUACACAUAACGGGUAUUAGGAAACGGACGAUGGGGCUUUCUUGUCAGAGCUAAAUGUCAUAAACAGGUUUUAGGUCCAGGUUUCGUUUUGAGUGUUUACAAAAUAUUUCAGUGGUCGCUUUAUCUGCUUGUAAAUAAUACCCCUUUAUAAUUUGCGAUUAUACAUAUCGUCCUAUUGCUCAGCUGCACUAUUAUCAUAACCAAUUUUUAUUGUUGUUUAAUUUGAUUCCAGUACUUUAAAAGAAGAGCAUGGUCGAGGUAUCGGUCAAUAUGGGAUGUAGCGAACUCCAUGAAUCUACUCCGGGAAUCCUGCGGCAAUCCUUGUCCCGCACUCACUGUUGCUCUAGUCUCCCCGACCAUAGAAUAGUGCAUAGGAAAUACCAACCCUAUCUCUCAAUAUUCGCCAAAAAGCCUUUAACCCUUGAAACCAAGUCCUCACGCGCCUGGGAUUGAUCUGGCCCGCUCGGCGAGUGCGUAGCUCCAACGACUAUGCCGCUAUUCGUGUCCCAGAUGUCCGGAUUUGACGAGCCCGUCACCGUUGCCGCCUUCCAUCUUUCCAGUUGCUUUUCUUUAUCGAGCCAAGGAGCUGCAUAUUCAUCGGCACCACCUGGCAGAACGAGAAGUGAUUUCUUCAACAGCCCGCCAGACGAAAUCAUACCAAACGUCUCUUGAAGUCUAGCGUCUGUAAGAUCGGAGCUAAAUAGAUCGUCCUCCGUUGGAGCGUCGGGGCUAUCUGGACUUGCCAAACUCAGAAAUCUUGUCGCGGUGACGGCCGCCGGGAAGAAUACCUUCCCCAUCAUCCAAAGAGGCAUGAGAGCAUCCAUUCCCCCAACGGCCUUUUGGCUCUUUGCCAAGGAUACGAGUUUGUUAUAUACCUCAGUAAGCUCCUCCGGGGAGUCAUGAGCAUUCCCCGAUUUUAUGAUAUUCAUUAUGGCUUCUCGAUCCGAAACGGGAGACUGCAAAAUAGCUCCGUCCACAGGGGGUCGUAGAGCCGUGGACCCUGGACCUGGAUUCUGGGAAUAGAGGUAAUGGAGCACAUCCUGACUUCCGGUGGAAUGCCCCAUUAUCACAACCUUGCCCGGUUCCGGCUCCUCAACUUUUCCAGACGCACUGGCAGAUUUGUACUUUCUCACGUACUCAACACAUUUACCGAUCUCGUCGACAUCUCUGUCUAGGCUGCCCAGUCCCCAUCCAUCAUAUGACGACGAUAAUUGCACAGAAAACACGGACCAUUUCCCAGAUUCGAGACCUGCGGUGAUAUCGUUGACGAAUGGCACGGUGUAAUAACCGUCGCCUAACCCGCCGAUGAAUAAUAAGCUAUGAGGUUUGUGACCUUUGGUGUUUGGGUCAGACACAUAUUCAAAAGCCGUGAGUUUUGGUGCCUAAACAGUGAACUUGGUCAGUCCAUUUACCUUCCAUCUUAAGAAUGUGGGGUUUAUUUUUGGGGGUCAGUUCUUUCAUACAUAAUUAUGAAGGAUGCCCGGUUGGAAGCUUGCUUGGAACGAGAUCGACAUCGUCUGGAAAUGAAUAAUUGUGGUCUUAAAUAAACUUAAACAAUGUGGGGACGCUUAUUACACUGUGUUCUCGCAUCUAUUUAAUAAUUAAUUAUCCAUCUGGGUAUGUGCCCUAGAUAUAGGAAUUCUUGGGAAAGGGGUUACUUCAAGGACUAGGUAGACACAAAAAUCAUGUAAUUAGUAAAAGAUCUCUUGAGAUCUGCAUACACCUCAG